Molecule: messenger RNA, 1533 nt
Organism: Bipolaris maydis ATCC 48331
Lineage: Eukaryota; Fungi; Ascomycota; Dothideomycetes; Pleosporales; Pleosporaceae
Product: major facilitator superfamily domain-containing protein
Biological process (GO): transmembrane transport
Cellular component (GO): membrane
Molecular function (GO): transmembrane transporter activity
Source: RefSeq, a predicted model, not a curated record
AUGGGUGACUUUGAGAAGGACAUGUCAAAAUCGGGUGAUAUAUCGCCAUCGCCACAGUACUCCGACGUUGAAAUCGGCACUGUGCAUGAGACAAACAAGAACGGCGACUCAGCACUCGAGUUUCUGAGAACAGCACAUGAUGUCGGUGAACUUACUCCCGAAGAUGAACGUAGGUUGCUUCGGAAGAUCGACUGGAUGAUUAUGCCGCUUAUGUGGUGCUGUUACUGCCUUCAAUAUCUUGACAAAACACUAGUCAACUACGCAGCAGUCAUGGGUCUCUACGACGACGCAAACAUAACAACAGACCAAUUCUCCAACCUCGCCUUGUUCUUCUAUGUCUCUUAUCUCGUCGUUGAGUUCCCACACGGCUACGCCAUGCAGCGUCUACCUACCGCAAAGUACCUUGGCUGCGCAGUCAUCUUCUGGGGCCUUGUUACUGCACUGACAUGCGUGUGUAAGAACUACGGCGCGCUGGUCGCUACACGCGUGCUGCUUGGUUGCUUCGAGGCUGCAGUUGCGCCCAGUCUGAUUCUCAUCACUUCCAUGUGGUACAAGCGGACAGAACAGCCAUUGAGAACUGGUAUCUGGUACCUGGGCGUUGGCACCGGAACAAUGAUCGGAAGCUUGAUUAGUUUCGGAUUUCAACAUUACCACAGCGAUACAUUUACAAGUUGGCAAAUCAUGUUUCUCGUCGUCGGUCUCAUCACUGUCGUCGUCGGUAUAACCGUGGUAUUCCUCCUCCCAGACAACCCAAUGUCCUCACGCCUCACCCCCUCCGAAAAAGUCUGGGCCAUAACCCGCCUCCGCUCAAACCAAACUGGAAUCGAAAACACGCACUUCAAACCCUACCAAGUCCUCGAAUGCUUCAAAGACCCCCAGACCUGGCUCUUAUCCCUCAUCACAAUCUCCUCAAACGUGCCCAACGGCGCCGUCUCUUCCUACCAAGCCACGCUCAUAAAAUCCUUUGGCUUCAACUCCAAAACAACCGCAUUGCUGCAACUACCCUCGGGGGCCGUCAGCAUCAUUUCGAUUCUGAUAGCUACGUACCUGGCUGGCCGCUACAACCAGCGCGGGCUGAACAUUGUUACGUUGCUGAUUCCCGGGAUGCUGGGCGGGUGCCUCAUGGCAUUCUUGCCUAGCUCGGCGAAGACGGGCAAGUUGAUAGGAAACUACCUGACCAACUGCAUCGGCUCCAGCUUGCCGCUGCUGUACUCGUGGGUCGCAGCCAACUACGCGGGGCACACGAAGAAAGUCACGAUGAACGCGGUGCUUCUCAUGUCGUUUUGCCUGGGCAAUAUCAUCGGCCCGCUUACGUUUCGCAAGCAAGACAGCCCGGACUUUGUGCCCGCGAAGAUUACCAUUAUCGUCACGUGUGCGGUUGCGGCGGGCUUGGCCGUCGUGCUGCGCGUGUAUUAUGUGGUGGAGAAUGGGAAGAGGGAGAAGAAAAAUCACAGUGGGCGGGAACAUGUGGAGAACGAGGAGUUUUUGGAUUUGACGGAUCGCGAGAAUCAGAGGUUUAGGUAUAGAUUGUAA